AUAGCCCAUUAUAAAUAAGAUUGAUGGGCUGCCCAAAGACAUCAGUUCGAUUGUUUCAUUCGGCACAAAUCACGCACGGCUGAGUCUCGUUCGGAACUCCGUUCAUUUUUUUUUCGCCAAUAAUGUCUGUGGAAACUAUCAUCGAGAGAAUCAAGGCUCGCGUGGCCGCCGUCGACCCGAACGGACCCCGCAAGGUUCUGGGAGUGUUCCAGUUGAACAUCAAGACCGCCAGUGGCGUUGAACAGUGGAUUGUCGAUCUGAAGCAAUUGAAGGUUGAUCAGGGAGUUUUCGCCAGCCCGGAUGUCACCGUCACUGUUGGAUUGGAAGACAUGUUGGCCAUCAGCGGAAAGACCUUGACCGUUGGCGAUGCUCUGAAGCAGGGUAAAAUCGAGCUCUCCGGUGAUGCUGAUCUGGCUGCCAAGCUGGCUGAAGUGAUCUAAAUUAUUUCAUAGUGACUGAUUCAGUGUGAUUGUGUAUAUGGUUGUGAUGGAAAUAAAUCCUAUGGAUGAUGUCUUGAUUUUGAA
Molecule: messenger RNA, 524 nt
Organism: Aedes aegypti (yellow fever mosquito)
Lineage: Eukaryota; Metazoa; Arthropoda; Insecta; Diptera; Culicidae
Exons: 2
Coding region: 123-440 (105 amino acids)
Cellular component (GO): cytosol
Source: RefSeq, a predicted model, not a curated record